GCAAAGGAGAUGAGAGAGGGAGACAUAAGCGAGACAACUAGAGAUACAAUGCAUUCAGGAUGAAGAAUUAAGUCAAGGUGAUUUUUUUUCCCCUGACAGGACUGCAAGACUUCCCUAUAACAAGCAAAACCAGAACCCAGCGUCUGAACACUGGGAGAGGUAAAAGUGAGGUCCGGCGUCGCACUCCUCCAGCGCCCGGCGCGCCAUAUCUCACGGCGCAGAGAGAUCCUGGAUGAGCCCCAAAGUGUGAGCUUCAGCACCUGAGGAGAGGACAGCUCCCCUCUGUGUGAUGCACCUCCGGACCUCCAGCUCCCCCCACCCGAAAAAACUCCGCUGCACCUUUAAAGCCGACACUUCCAGUCUGACAGUCUGCUUCACAAGUCUGGAAGAAGUCUGAACAAGAUCCACCGCCGGAGAGAUACUGAUUGUAUGCUCAAUAUGUACCAGGGGCAUUUACAGGGGAAAGACUCUAGGGCUGCAGAUAAGACUGUUGCCAUGGUCCUGAAGGAGAUACCCAGUAAGGCGUCAUCAGAAGGGAAGCCCCUCCUCACAGUGACUACCAAGCUGGUGAGUGAGCAACAAGAAAGCCGCCCCCUGCUAAGCCCCUCCAUCGACGAUUUCCUCUGUGAGACCAAGUGUGAUGGGCUUUCCCGCCCAGUGACUUCCAACACAGCCGUUCUCUCCUCAACACUGGACCUUCUGGAUCUCAGUGAACCUGGCGACAGAAGGACCAGAAAGAACAGGGAGAGUCCGCUGUCGUCCCGCGGCAACAGCCUGAAGAAGAACAACGCUCACAGAAAGAAGACGGAUGAGACGGAGCUGAUCCAGGUGGAGGUUGAACGGACGGGACCAAGCAUGAGAACCCCAGAGAGGGCGUCUAUAGAUUCAGUAACAAUUGGUUCACCGCUGGAUAAAUGGGAAGAGCUGAACUCAAACUCAGAGAGGAAUGGCAACAGGAAAUGGAAGUUAGAGAGAAGACGUUCUUCAAAAAAUUCAUCUAAUGAGUUUCUGUGGUCCAUAGACUGUAAAACCCAAUUUGAGCAGUCGAACAAGAACUCGGUGGAAGUGAAUACCAAAGUUGAGCCAGAGUCUGCCCUAGCAUCACAACUCAACAGGCAGUAUAUUAGUGGAAGACAUGCUCGUCUAAAUAAGGAGCAGCGGUAUGGCAGCGCCCUCCUGUCCAGACACCAGUCCCUGGAGGAGGAGUUUGAGCGAGCCAAGGCUGCUGUUGAGUCAGACACUGAGUUCUGGGAUAAGAUGCAAGCAGAGUGGGAAGAGCUCGCUCGGCGGAACUGGCUGACAGAAAACGAGCAGGCGCAGAUUCCCUCCAAUGUGUCUCCGCAUGAGAAGGGUUACUACUUCCACACAGAUAAUCCGUAUAAGGACUCGCCUAACGCGUUUGAAGAGGGACAAAAAAAGUCUCGAGGGGGGGACUUGCCAGAUGCAGUGCUUCUGCUGGAAGCAGCUGUCCUGCAGGACCCUCAUGAUUCAGAGGCUUGGCAAGUGUUGGGGACCACCCAGGCUGAAAAUGAGAACGAGCAGGCUGCCAUCGUCUCCCUUCAGCGGUGUUUGGAGCUCCACCCAAGCAACCUCCCUGCCCUCAUGGCUUUGGCAGUGAGCCUGACCAACACCGGUAUGCGCAAUGACGCCUGUGAGGCCCUCACCCGCUGGCUGCGGUAUAAUCCAAAGUACAAGCACCUUGUGAAGGGCAAGACACAUCUGAUCGGAUCCCCAAACUCCCAACGCAGAAUGUCACAGGUUCUCAGCAUGGCAAGACACGAAAGCUCCCUGCAACCAGAGGUCAAGGAGCUCUUUCUGGAAGCAGUUCAGCAGAACUCUGACAGCGUCGACCCGGAUUUACAGACGGGCCUGGGGGUUCUCUACAACCUCAGUGGAGAGUUCAACAAAGCUGUAGAUGCCUUUAAUACAGCACUAUCAGUGCGGCCUGAGGACUAUUUGUUGUGGAAUCGCCUGGGGGCCACACUGGCAAACGGGGAUCGGAGUGAGGAAGCCGUAGAGGCAUACACAAGAGCCCUGGAGCUACAGCCUGGAUUUAUCAGGUCCCGCUACAACCUGGGAAUCAGCUGCAUUAACCUGGGGGCACACAGAGAGGCAGCCAGUAAUUUCCUGACUGCCUUAAGCCUUCAGAGGAAAAGCCGAAGUCGCCAGCAGAACCACCAGGUGAUGUCUGGAAACAUCUGGGCUGCUCUGAGGAUAGCUUUAUCCAUGAUGGACCAGCCUGAACUCUUCCAAGCUGCAAAUAUUGGUGACCUGGAUCUUCUAAUGAAAGCCUUUAACCUAGAUAUUUGAGGAUUGGGAGAUACUGACAUUAGCAUCUUCCCCCUCUUUUACUUCUUAAUUUCAGCCAAAGCCCAAAGUGCACACAUCAGAAUGGAAUCGGAUCUGAUGGUAGAGACAACAGUGUGAUUUUUAUGCAUGUCAAAAUUAACUACAGACGUCAAAGUUGUUAUAUUUUUGGCCCAAGUACCUUGGAGCAGUUCUGAGGACAGGUUCUGCCAAGUGCUUGAAGUGGCUGCUUUGUGAUGGAUUUGCACUGCAAUUUGUGAUUUCCCUGAAGAGCACAAGGACGGGCAAAGAUUGUACGAGCAAUGCCUUAGAGAACACAUCAAUUAAAAACUGACUCAUCCAGUGGAACAGAGCUAAGCCAGUGGAGACAUGCAGACAGACAGUUCCCACAGAGUCUCACAGAGGAACCCUCACGCUGCUUUGCAGAGAAAAGACGAGGUCUCGAGGAAAAAAAAAAGGUUUUGUUAUCCAAUUACUCUCAAAGACUUAGACUGUCUCACCCUCCUGAAGGAUGGAUUUAGUGAGCAAGUGAUAAAGACUGCACAUUAUGACCUGGAACUCCAGAUUGGGUUCCUGGCUUGUUUUCAUCCUCUUUCAGUGGAGAAUAAUGAUACUGCAUGAAUAAGCAUUUUCAUAAAUGGAUUCUUGUUAAAAAUUUAAACACUUUAAGAAGUUCCCUUUGCACAUCACACAAACAGAUAACUUCCUCAACCCGUGUGGAAUGUGCAAGCCAGGUUGUAAAGCCUUACUUUAAUGCAUGUGAACAAAAUAUUUAUUUAUACUAUUUUUACGGCAACACAAAAACACUAAGCCAUGUUCAGACUGGUUUUGAUUUCUUCAAAUAACUGUCAUCUUUUGAACUCGGGAGCUGUCUGAGCCAUUUAAUUUUGUUUUGUUGGGUUUUUUAUUUAUUUAUUUAUUUAUUUAUUUGUUUAUUUAUUUGUUUAUUUAGUUUUUGCUCCUGGCUUCUCUUUGUUCACUCUAUGUUGACUGGUAAGGAAAAUACACAACCUGGGCAUCACU
Messenger RNA from Notolabrus celidotus (New Zealand spotty), 3330 nucleotides. RefSeq names its product peroxisomal biogenesis factor 5-like a (gene pex5la). Lineage: Eukaryota; Metazoa; Chordata; Actinopteri; Labriformes; Labridae. The record is from RefSeq and is a predicted model, not a curated record. Gene Ontology annotation, biological process: protein import into peroxisome matrix, docking. Bases 430 to 2310 code for a protein of 626 amino acids. Gene Ontology annotation, molecular function: protein binding. Gene Ontology annotation, cellular component: peroxisomal membrane; cytosol. The transcript has 15 exons.